AUGAACGGCUAUAUCGAGAGGGGCGACGAGCGCCGCCGCCGGGCGGCACAGGCCCGAGCGGGACUGCCGGGGACAGAAGUGGGCUCCCCGUCGGCCUCGGCGUCUCCGCGCUCGCCACUCAGCUACGGCCAGUCUUCGCCUUCGGCGAUGCCCUUUUACUUCUCGGAGUCUUCCGCAGAUGCGUACUCUUCGUGUCGCCAGCGCGCCGCGUGUCUCCAGGCGGAGGCUGCCGAGAGCCGGGACAAGGCGAGCUGUCUCCGAAUGGGGGCCCAGCGGUCACGUCUCCUGUCGCUGGCCGCCAUGAAGGAGACACAGGCCGAGGCGCUGCGUGCGGCGGCCGAUGCGGCGGAGCGCGAGGCGGCCCUCGUGGAGGAGAGAGAAAGUGGACGGAGGAAAGAGCGGAGAGAGGAAAGGCCGAGAGAAGAGAGGGGAAGAUUUGGCGAGUCCGACGCGUUCGCGCCGCCAAGGUCGCCCGCGUCGCCGGCAGCCAAGUCACAGCGAAGUUCCGGCAGGUGGAGCGGGGGUCCUGAGGAGAGGUGCGAAAUGCCGAGAGAAGUCUUCGCAGACCGAGAGGAUCGCCUGGGAAGAGAAUACCAACGGGGACUCGACAGAGAGGUGCCGACAAGACCGGAAACGGCGACCAGGGACGAAGACUUCGAGACGGAACUCUACGGGGGAACGCGCCUCAGAGAGACACUCAGCCUCGCGGGGGCGUUUCCGUCCAGAAGUGGGGAAAACGCUGAAGAACAGGGCGGACGCAUCAGGGACGCAGGCAUCGCUUCGAAGGCUGAACCUCCUUCGCGGGCCGAGCCCCCGUGGGUUCGGCGAGCCCAGGCGCUGCGCCUCGAGGCGGCCGAACACCGCGACCGGGCGCAGUGCGUUCGCGGCUCCAAGCAGCGAGGCUUGUUGAUCAUCGCCGAGAAGAAGGAGCGAGAAGCGGAGGCGCUGCUGGCGUCUCACGGCCGGGAGCCUCGGCCGUCGCAGAGCAUCACUCCGCCCGCGGGGCCGGAGCCGUCGUUCGACUUCCACGAGGCGUGGGCGACGUCGGAGGCUUCCGUGCGGCGUCGCUGGGACCUCCGGCCCGAGUCGAGUGUUUCGGCGAGCAGGCUUUCUCGUGGAAGUCCCGAGGACGCACGUUUCCGCCCGGCAAGUUGCCGCGAGGAGCCCGAGAGUGUCCCGCUGAGACGCGGGGCUGUCCCCGAUCCGGCGGAGCCGCCCUUCCGCUCCGCGAGAGACGGGUUUCCAGAAGAGGACGUCAGAGAGGCAGCCGACAGGCAGCGUCUCGUACAAAUCAGACAGCUCCAGGAAGAGGCAGCCUGCGCGAGGGACAAGGCCGUUCUCGUUCGCGGCGCCAAGCAGAGGGCCCUGAUCAAGAUAGCUGAGCACCGGGAACAGCAGGCGGAACUGCUGAUGCGAGACGGCGAGGAGCAACUCGAAAGAGCGGAGGCCCCUACGAGAGAACGGGGAGACGAACGCGCUCGGCCCGCGUCUGCCGACAUGCCGCCGUGGCUGCGUGACGAACAGGUUGCAAAAAGCCGAACGCGACGGUCGGAACAGAUGGAAGCGAUCCCUGAACUGGACCGAACGAGGGACCGCCCAGACCCCCGCAGGGCUGCGAUGUUGGCGCCCGCAGGAGACGCGUGCAGCGACGACGGGCUGCCCGCAACUCUGAGCUGUCUGUCCCCGCAUGCCUUGUCCUCACUGUCGCCGCACGUCGUCUCCGAGAUCCACAGACUCUCCAGGGAGGUGGACGUUCUUCGCGACAAGGCUGCGUGUUGCAGCGGAGCGAAGGCCCGUCAGCUGAGGUCGAUGGCAGACAUCAAAGAGCGCCAGGUGGAGGAUCUCGUUCGCCCUCCGCCUCCGAGGGCCCCUCCCGGGGGGCCUCAACUCGCCCCGCCGGCGAGCGCUGCCUCGGAAGCCGCCUACGUCCGUGGAGCCUCGGGGAAGUUCCCAGUCUCGUGGCCCGGGCAAGCCAUGCUGGGGACUCGGCCUGGGGGCGCCGAGCCGCAGGUGCCUUCUGGGGCGGUUCACAGUCCGGGUGUGCAGUUGCGCGUCCCCUCCGUCUCGGGAGUUCCUCCCCAGUUUGAAGUGCCCAGCGAGAAAGCCUCAGCGGCGCUGGGUGGUGCAAACUCUUCACAGCUGGGGGAUGAACAAACUGAAAGGCGCCAACUCAGCGCGGGCGACCUCGCCGAUGAGAAUCAUCCCCUGGCCGACAGCGCCGACUGGCAACGGUACAACCAGCUUCUCAGAGAGGCCCGCGAGCACCGGGGAAAGGCGGCGUGUGUCGGGGGUGCGCGACAGCGUCAGCUUCUCGCCAUUGCGGCAGCCAAGGAGCGCCUGGCGGGGGAUCUGAAGGUCAAGGUGGAGGAGGCUCUCCCACCCGGAACGCGACUGGACGCGCUGGGGCGGAUUCGCCAAGACCAAAGGCGCGUCUCUUCGCACGGACGCGAAGAGUCGCCCCUCGUGCUCCCCCCUCCUCGGCUCACGCGGUUCACGACUGGCGAAGAGCCGGGGUCUCCCGAGGAAGCGUCUGACGACGUGGCAGUCGAAGCCUCGAGAUUCGCAUGCAUGUCUCCUCGCGUCGCUCAAGUUGUCAGUGAAGGCAGGGUGCGUAGAGGGGGCCUGCUACAGCGCCCUCCGUAUCUGGUGGCCGGAGGCCCAGACCACUGUGAGGCGCCUGCGCCUCGCUUGGCGGAUGCCGAGGAGCCGCCGAGGCCGACGCUGGAGGAGUUGAAGAGACAGCACGAGCUCCUGCAAGAACAGCUGCAUCUCGUCGAGGAGCAACUGCAGCUUCACCGCGAGCGCCAGGCGCACGAGGAGCAACGGCGGCGUCUGGAGGCGAUGGAGAAGCUAGAGAGAGAGGAGAGGGAAGCGGCGAAGCAGCUGAGUGAAGAGACCGACGCCGACGACGCGUUCCUGAAGCGUCAAGACCCGCACGGCGUCUUCCCGGUGAAGACGGAACAGCCGGUCGCGCCGUCGCGAACUGGGACGCAAGAAGAGGGAGAUCUUGCUGCGACUGAGGAGACGCCUCGGUUGGGCGAGACCGGAGACGGCUGCAACGAAUCCCAGAAAGCCGGCGAUGCGUCAGACAGCGGGUUGGACCCCGAGGACGGCCAGGCCGGCUUGGACGACGCAAGCAGCAAACAGAGUUGGACUCUCGCGGAAGACGACGCGGACGAAGGGGCCUAG
This is a messenger RNA of Neospora caninum, 3189 nucleotides long. RefSeq lists its product as hypothetical. The transcript is spliced from 6 exons. The record is from RefSeq and is a predicted model, not a curated record. Lineage: Eukaryota; Apicomplexa; Conoidasida; Eucoccidiorida; Sarcocystidae. The coding region runs from base 1 to 3189 and encodes 1062 amino acids.